AUGAGUGGCUCAUGGAAAAAAUACGUCCUCUGGUUUGCUCAAGAACAUGUCGAUUUCCGACAAGCAGAAAUCUCCUCCUUGAUGCGCCUUUGGAACAUUCAAAUGAAAACCUCUUCAAAACAUAAUCCGGAACGACCAUUUUGGAUUGUGGAAAUGCAAAACGAUGAUUCAGCGCGCAAAAUUGCCUCGCGUUCUAUAUCACUGAGGUGUAUAUUCGAAUUGUGGGCACAUUCCAGUUCUGGCCUGGCAAGUUUCCACGAAGAACUACAACGGUACAUCGAUACAAACAAAACGACCCUACAUGAUUAUUUCGAGUCGAAGAAGUCGUUUAAAAUUUCAGUAGAAACGUACAAUAAACACUUUAAUCAAAAGGAAAAGGUUGCAAAAAUCGAAACCAUGCAAUACCUUCCAGUUGAAGGACCAGUUAAUUUGAAGACCCCAGACGUGCACUACUGGUACAUUGAAUUCUGGGGCAUGGAUCCAAUGAAUGUUCCGGAGCAACCGAACGAUGUGCUCUUUGGUCGGUGGGUCGCAGAUGGAAAGCGCGAUUUGAUAAAUGAAAUUUCAUUGAAAAAUCGAAAAUUCAUCGGGAACACCUCAAUGGAUCCGCAGCUUUCGCUUCUGAUGGCUAACCAGGGUCUCGUUCGUGAUGGCGAUUUAGUGUUUGAUCCGUUUGCAGGCUCGGGAUCGCUUUUGGUUGCCGCGGCCAAGUUUGGAGCGUACGUUGUAGGUACAGACAUUGACUAUAUGGUCGUGCAUGGGAAAUCGAAGCCAACCCGUGUGAAUCAGAAGGUACGAGCCGAAGAUGAAAGCAUCCUAGCUAACUUGCAGCAGUAUGGCUGCGGAGGACUUUUUGUGGACGUGUUGGUGGCAGAUUUUUCAAGAAGCAUUUGGACAAAGAACAUUAUCCUUGAUAGUAUCAUUACCGAUCCGCCUUAUGGUAUUCGCGAGGCAACGGAGCGAAUUGAAUUCAAAACUAAGCGUAAAACAACGGUAAUGACAGAAGAUGCGGUUCACUAUCCAUCCACCUCACCUUAUCAAUUGUGCCAGAUGUAUAAAGAUUUACUUCAGUUUGCUGCCGGUCACCUUAAACUUGGCGGCCGGUUGGUUUGCUGGUUUCCAACGCUAAAGAAAGAUUACGAUUGCGAUAUGCUGCCACGACAUAGAAACCUGACUUUGAUUGCUAAUUCCGAGCAGCCGCUCUCGGGUUAUAGUUCACGACGGUUGCUAACAUAUGAAAAGGUGUCGGAUUAUGAAGAAAAUCAUGACGGGUUCGAAAUGCCGAGCACUGUGGUUGAAAAUUUCCGAGAACGUUACUUUACCCAGCUGGCCGAGGAUAAUGGAACGCGCAAGGAGCGACGUCUAGCGUUACGGGAGACUGGCCGCAAAGAGGCUAUGGUACGAGGUAAACAACAACAGCCCGAUGGGAAAUGGCGCUAUCCUUCUGGAAGCACGUGA
Anopheles nili is the source of this 1458-nucleotide messenger RNA. Its product is annotated as tRNA (guanine(10)-N2)-methyltransferase homolog. The record is from RefSeq and is a predicted model, not a curated record. The coding region runs from base 1 to 1458 and encodes 485 amino acids. NCBI's taxonomy places the organism in Eukaryota, Metazoa, Arthropoda, Insecta, Diptera, Culicidae. Gene Ontology annotation, biological process: methylation. Gene Ontology annotation, molecular function: nucleic acid binding. Gene Ontology annotation, cellular component: cytoplasm. The transcript is spliced from 4 exons.